Anopheles nili is the source of this 1766-nucleotide messenger RNA. Its product is annotated as fatty acid hydroxylase domain-containing protein 2-like. Bases 243 to 1325 code for a protein of 360 amino acids. Gene Ontology annotation, molecular function: iron ion binding; C-4 methylsterol oxidase activity. The record is from RefSeq and is a predicted model, not a curated record. The transcript has 4 exons. Gene Ontology annotation, biological process: sterol biosynthetic process. NCBI's taxonomy places the organism in Eukaryota, Metazoa, Arthropoda, Insecta, Diptera, Culicidae.
GUACAUCAACGUCUGUGUUUGAAUUUACUUCGACCGUUGCGUUGGAGUUCCUUGAGCAGCAAUUUUAAGGUUACGUAGUAAAUAUCACUAAACAGUGUGGCGCAUCCGUGGUAUAACGUCGCAAAAGUAUAAAAAGAGGUCGCUUAAAGUAACACGAAAGAUAACCUGUUUCGAACAGUUGGAAAAGGAAGCAAAUUCAUUGUUCACGCUCUCUUGCCCACUCAUACGCAUCCCACGGAAAGAUGGAGGACAGUGCCAGAGUGGAGCAAGACCCAGGAGAACCCUCGCUUGGCAGCAGACCCGUGACAACACCUGCAACAGCUGCGAGUGACAGCAAACCGGCCAAUCAACUAACAUCGAUGGAAUCCCACAACCCCAGGCUGCUGUCAUCACUGUACAGCUUUCUCGUGAUCGUGAGCUUCUUUCUCGUUGGUUUUGCGGCCUUCCGCAACACACUAACCUGGCAUUUACAGCGAUUCUGGGGGGCAUCCGGUGACUUCUGGCAGGCACAAUGGGAUCGUUUCAUCGACUUUACCGGUGAUGAUCCGGCCCGGUUGUGGGUGUUGAGCACGACCAUCUUCACAAUGGCGGUGUACUGGACGUUUGGAGGUAUCUACACGCUUUUUGACGUCACAUGUAGACCUGCCGCGAUCAGACGUUAUAAGAUGCAACCAGGAACGAACGAACCUGUUGAUCGGCGACGACUUGCGACGGUGAUUGCAACCGUGUUGAUGAAUCAAACCAUCGUCGGUAUUCCGAUGGCCUACUGCAUGUACCAGGCAAUGAGGCUUCGUGGGUUAAACGACCUCCGGGAACUUCCAACCUUCCACUGGGUGUUGGCUGAGCUGGCUUUCUGCAUUUUUAUCGAGGAGAUUGGUUUCUAUUACGCACAUCGACUGCUGCACAACCGGCACAUCUAUCGGCACAUCCACAAGCGGCAUCAUGAGUGGACGGCUCCGAUCGCCAUCACCGCCAUUUACUGCCAUCCGAUCGAGCACGUGUUCAGCAACCUGGUGCCGCCAUUUCUCGGUAUCUUCCUGCUCGGUAGCCACGUGGCGGUCGCUUGGCUGUGGUUUACGCUUGUCAUUCUGUCCACGUUGAACGCCCACUCGGGAUAUCAUCUGCCGUUCUUUCCCAGUCCGGAAGCUCACGACUUUCAUCACCUGAAAUUCAACCAAUGCUUCGGCGUUCUUGGGGUACUCGAUCGCCUGCACGGUACGGAUGCGUUGUUCCGGACGACGAAAGCGUACGCGAGGCACAUCAUGAUGCUGAGCUUCAUACCGGCCCGGGAAGCCUUCCCGGAACCGGCCAAGAAGGCGUUUUGAGGUGCCAGACACACCCUGCCACAAGGUACACGCAAGCACUGGCACGCAUUGGCAUCUUCUCACCGGAGGAACACCUGCAGGUGGUUCACAUCGCAAGCUACCGAAGUGUACAUUCGACUACAGCACGUUUGCACGCAACACCUGCAGAGCACCAGGUUGUGGCUUUCGAGCCCGCAACGUUCGAGGAAAUAAAUUUCAUAUACACGAAUAUACGCUGGAGAAAGAGGAGUAGUACUAACAGCAGGCGGAUGUGGUCAGGAUGACAAAGGAGUAAAAGCAAACCGCUCUAGCGCGUCGGUAGUAGAUUCAAUAUAUUUAUUCCAGCUUUGACGUUGCGGUUACCAAGUAGCGCACGAGUUAUUUUAGUUUAUGCAUUAGGUCCUCUACGUUAGAUUCCUGCUCCCUGCCUCAGCUUACGUUUCCCCCCCGGAAGGGGGAAAC